AUGGUCUCUGUGAUGGCUGUCGUCUUGGCGGCUGCUGUGCUCGACCAUAGUGUCGUUGUCAAGGCAGAGCAACACCAAAUUCAGCCCAUGAACAACGUCAACGUGGCGUCCCCUGCUCAAACUGGCGGAAUCCAUGACGCUCUGAUGAUGCUCGAGACCGAGGGAUUGCUCGACGCUCAGAAUCUCUUGGAGACGCAGCGAUUCUUGGAGGACGACUUGAACAACAGCUCUGUGACGACAAAUGAUGGAAACUCCACCAGCAACAGUACUACGGCAGCUCCCGAAGCGCCGCCAGCAGAGAAGGAUUCGACAGUACUUCGCGCAACUUUCACUACCUAUGGCAGUGUCUUUCUGGGCGUGUUCUUUCUCCUUUGCAUUCUUCGCAAGCGCUUCAAACGAGCAUUCAACCUUCGGGAUUGGGUGGAUGAUCGGAAAUCAGACCUUGCCAAAAAUCAGUUUGGCUGGUUGUCAUGGACGUGGCGACUGGCAAUGAUCAAGGAUGAAGUCUUUAUGAUUGAAAAUGGGAUGGACUCGACUUGCUUUGUUCGAGUCACUGUCAUGGGCAUCAAACUAUGUAUGGUGGGCAUGUUUUGUGCAUUGUUCCUAUUUCCUUGCUACUAUACAGCUCCAAAGACACAAGAAACCAUGGAUGUCAACGACUGGGUCAAAAAGCUGACUACUGGAAAUGUGGGAUCAGGUUCUCCUCGGUUGAUUGCCACUGUCGUUGCCGCAUAUGUGGUGUUUGGAUCCACCAUGAAGUUGAUAAAGGAGGAAAUGGAAUGGUUUGCAGGGAUGCGGCACCGAUACUUGAGACGAAAGUUGGCAAGAAACUAUGCCAUUUACUUGCGCAAUAUUCCACCACACUACCAAAACAACAAAGCACUGAAACAUUUCUUUGAGCGAUGCUUGGGCGUUGAACUAGAGGAAGCCCACAUUACCAUGAAAACCAGCAAUUUACAAAAGGCUGUUGCUGAGAGAGCUGACACGGUAGCCCGUCUGGAACAUGCAGUUGCGGAAGAAGAAAUUCAUGGCGAGCGCCCACGUCAUUCAGCCGACAAUCUGAUUGUCCCAGUUGGAAGCAUCAUGGGUGGUCAGACCGUUGAUAGCAUUGAUUUCUAUGUCAAGCAGCUCAAGGCUCAAAACAAGGAUGUGACGGAACGCAUUGAAACCCUUCGAGAAAAUGCUGACAAAGACAUGGAGGUUCGGGCAGCAAACAGUGGCGACGACGUUGACGUGGACAACACGUCCGAUACAGCAGAAGAAGACACUGGUUUCUUGACUUUUGUCCGAUCAAGUGCAGUCAAUGUGGUCUCAAAUGUUGCAGAGAACACCACUUCUCUCACAACUGGGGCCACUGGUUUGGUGGCUAGUGCCGCUGGGCAAGCUGUCAAUCUACUCACGGGGGAUGAAGAUGGGGCAGUGUACAGUGCGGGGUUCAUUGUAUUCAAGAAGCUGUCACACGUCCAAACAGCACUCCGAAUGACACACUAUGAAGUCCCCUAUUCCAUGGAAUGCUUAGAGGCCCCCGAUCCCCAAGAUAUUUUCUGGAAGAAUGUGGGCCGCGAACACAAGGAUUUGCAGGUUGGAUCCCUGUUCAGUCUGGCCGCUACAGCGGCAACAUGCCUACUUUGGACAAUCCCAGUCUCUUUUGUGUCGUCACUAUCAUCGGUUGAUGCACUACGAAAGCAGUUUGGGUUCAUUGAUGACGUGCUGAAUGCAGCUCCAUGGCUCGUGCCGAUAUUGGAGGUCUUUGCUCCACAGUUUCUUGUCAUUCUGAAUGCCAUGCUUCCUGUAAUUCUGACUGUUUUUACACAGUUGGAAGGCCCGAUCUCUGGCGCGGCCGUGGAGGCUUCCUUGUUUGUCAAGCUAUCCAUGUUCAUGAUCAUUCAAACAUUUUUCGUCAGUGCAAUCUCUGGUGGGAUCUUUGAAGAGCUCAACAGACUACUAGCAGACUAUACAGCAAUUAUCGACCUACUUGGAAAGAGUUUGCCUGCUCAAUCCACGUUUUUCAUGCAAAUGGCCAUUGUGAUGACAGUGACAACAUCAGCAAUUGAAGGAUUGCGUGUGGCCCCUCUCGCGCUGGCAUUUGUGCGGAAAUUUGUUGGACCGAAAUUGACUGAGAAAGAACGAUCAACUACGUUUAUGGGUCUGACUCCACUCAAUGAGCCCUCGGAAUUCCAACAUGCAGACUUCCUUUCGAAUAUGGUUCUGUUCUUCAUCAUCUUCUUAGUUUAUGCUGUGAUUGCACCAAUGGUCAGCUUCAUCCUUGCCUUGUGUUUCGGUGUCAUGGGAACUCUCUUUCGCCAUCAGUUUGUUUACAUCUACAAUUCCAAUCCAGACUCUGGGGGGUUCUUAUUCUUGAAUUUCAUUCACAUCUUGACUUCGUGCAUGUUGAUUGGCGAAAUCACAAUCAGACUCGUUUGCUGCAAUCAAUCAAAUGAAAUCAUGAAAAGUGGGCUUCUCACAUUGAAGAAGAGCCCUGUUGCAGUGCUGAACAUUCCUCUCAUCGUGUGCACCGUGCUCUUCAACUACUACAUCCGGCAACAGCACUUCACCGUGGCGCAACAUCUGCCAAGUCGAUUGUGCCGGAAGCAAGACCAAAAGAACAACAGCUCCGGCAUGUGUUACGACUUCGUCCAGGAUGCCUAUCUCCAGCCCGAGCUUCGUGAACCACGAGUUCUUCCUGAAGUGUCUGAUGACUUGAUUGGAGAUCUUCGCCUGUUGGCUGACGACGAUGAAGUCGAAAGUGGCACAGUUGCAAGUGCCGUGACUUGUCGGGUGACCAAACUGCGACUCUCAGCGUACGAACCAGGGGAUGGCGAAGGGGGGACUCCAGAUGCGUCGUGGAUCGAUGAACGCAGUGGGACAGCGCCUGAUUCACAAUCGAUGGACUUGGACAACUCGGUGCACUAA
Seminavis robusta is the source of this 2913-nucleotide messenger RNA. The record is from the annotation of a GenBank genome assembly. Lineage: Eukaryota; Bacillariophyta; Bacillariophyceae; Naviculales; Naviculaceae.